AAUUUUAAAAGCGUAACGGUAACAACGAUCUAGUUGUGACAAUCCUCAUCAAUUUCAAUAUUAAUAUUUUUAAUUCAAAAAUGCUCGAAAGUGAUGCUGUGCGUAAUUUGCAAUUCGACAGUGAGAUACGUGUGGCCCAACAAAAUCGCACUGAACCCCGAGUGUUCGAUGGCCCUCAAAGCAUAACAUCACAACCCAGAUUUUCCCAACGCAUACCAUUACCGGUGGCCACUGUGGAACAAAAUGCCAGAGGUGUGCAAUCAACAUUUAUUCCAUUGUCGGGCUUUGAUUUCUUAAAGGAUAUACCCUCAAUUUAUAUUGAACAAACAUUUGAAUUGAAUGAAUCCCUAACCGCUGUUUCGUCGGAAAAUCGAUUUGUGGUACGCUCUGUUAUGGGUGAUGCUAUAUACGCUGCUUCCGAAUAUUCAACUGAUAGAAAUCGCAUGAUCUGGGGUUCAGCGAGACCCUUUCAAAUGCAUUUGUUGGACAAGACCCAUCAGGAGGCAUUGCUGUUUCAAAAGAAACUAGCCUUCGGCUUUAUGUGUUGCCAACCCAAAAGUCUUGAAGUCUGGGUGCCACCGGGAAAUAUACUAGGUCGCAUAGUACAAUCGCCUACGUUGUUUUCACCUGAAUUUUAUAUCGAAGAUGGGGCGUCGGGUAAUCCAAUUUUUUGCAUUGAAGGCCCAAAAAACACAGGAUUCUGUUGUUUUUGUUUACCCAAGGAAACAUAUUUUAAAAUACAUUCUGGUGGAGAGUUGAGAGCUUCCAUUGAUCGUAAAUGGAUGAAUGGCAAGGCACAGUAUACAACGAAUAUAUAUUUUAGUGAUCCUAAAUUAACGGCCAAAGAUCGAGCUUUGAUAUUGGGAGCAGCAUUUUUGUUGGAAUACAUGUAUUUUCAGACAAGGUUUUGAACAAAACGCAAGUGAGAGCGAGAGAGAGAGAGAGUGACCACAUGGCGUUGUUUAGUCGUUUUGAACAAAUUGAACCCCCUUUAAAGACUUUUGCCGCACAAAACUCAAAGACCAAACGCAUAAAUGAAAAUUUUUAUUUUCAAAAAAAAGUUUUUUAUUUUAUUUUUUGUUUGUUAUUUCAAACAUUUUCGUGUUUUGUUUAUGAUUUUUUUUUCACUUUGUUUCAUAUGCACUAUAUAAUAUAAUUCUUCACAAUACACAGACAAUUACAAAUAAUGUAAUUUUUUACAAUUUUUUUUAUAUAUAUAAGAUAUAUAUAUUUUUUAAAAAAUAUAUAUAUAUGUAAAGAUGUGUGUAUAUAACUAAUGAUGUUAUGAAAUACGUUUAAAGUUUAAAUUUUAUAUGAUAAUAAAUUUUAGUUUUUUUUUUGUUUUUGCUUAAAUCUUAUAGUAAUUUUAUAUACAUAAAUAUAUUUAUAUGUAACAUUGUUUUCUUUU
Messenger RNA from Stomoxys calcitrans (stable fly), 1408 nucleotides. RefSeq names its product phospholipid scramblase 3. Gene Ontology annotation, biological process: plasma membrane phospholipid scrambling. Gene Ontology annotation, cellular component: plasma membrane. The record is from RefSeq and is a predicted model, not a curated record. Bases 81 to 911 code for a protein of 276 amino acids. The transcript is spliced from 5 exons. Lineage: Eukaryota; Metazoa; Arthropoda; Insecta; Diptera; Muscidae. Gene Ontology annotation, molecular function: phospholipid scramblase activity.